This is a messenger RNA of Nematolebias whitei (Rio pearlfish), 3552 nucleotides long. RefSeq names its product myosin 1D (gene myo1d). Gene Ontology annotation, cellular component: vesicle; myosin complex; microvillus. The record is from RefSeq and is a predicted model, not a curated record. Bases 324 to 3338 code for a protein of 1004 amino acids. Gene Ontology annotation, molecular function: microfilament motor activity; ATP binding; actin filament binding. Lineage: Eukaryota; Metazoa; Chordata; Actinopteri; Cyprinodontiformes; Rivulidae. Gene Ontology annotation, biological process: actin filament organization; vesicle transport along actin filament. The transcript has 22 exons.
GACACAAACACGAAAGGAAACGGUCAGAGCUCGCGCACGGUGUGUGGCGGUGUAACGGGACCGGGACAGUUCGGAUCGAAGAGGGAACUUUGGACAUGAGGAUAUUUGUCGGGGGGGCAUAAACUUUAAUUCAAAACAGGAAAAUAAGGUUUAUCCCAGCUUUACUUCUUUUAAACACCGUUUAUCAUGAGUAAAGUUUGAAGGUGCCACGCGAGACAAGAUGCGAACCGUGUUUUGAGCCGACCUUCAUUUCUUUAUUGGCACUUUAAGACAAGUUUUUUCCUUAUUAUUUUUCUUGGCGCUUAGAUUAACAAGUAAACAAGAUGGCAGAGCACGAAAGCCUGGAGUUUGGAAAGGCAGACUUUGUGCUUCUGGACAACGUGUCAAUGGAGGAGUUUAUGGCCAACUUAAAACUCAGGUUUGAGAAGGGGAGGAUCUACUCGUACAUCGGAGAGGUGGUGGUGUCCGUUAACCCUUACCGUGCCAUGAACAUCUACGGCCGCGACACCAUCGAGCGGUACAAGGGCCGCGAGCUGUACGAGAGUCCGCCCCACCUCUUCGCCAUCGCAGACGCUGCUUACAAAGCCAUGAAGAGGAGGAACAAAGACACCUGUAUCGUCAUCUCAGGGGAAAGUGGUGCAGGAAAGACCGAGGCCAGCAAGUACAUAAUGCAAUACAUCGCUGCUAUUACCAACCCCAAUCAGAGGGCUGAGGUUGAAAGAGUGAAAAACACGCUGCUAAAAUCCAACUGCGUCCUGGAAGCCUUCGGAAACGCCAAAACCAACCGCAACGACAACUCCAGCCGCUUCGGCAAGUACAUGGACAUCAACUUCGACUUCAAGGGGGACCCCAUCGGGGGCCACAUCAACAACUACCUGCUGGAGAAGUCCAGGGUCAUUUUCCAGCAGGAAGGCGAGCGGAGCUUUCAUUCAUUCUACCAGCUGCUCAGAGGAGCUCCGGAUUCCCUCUUACGUUCUCUUCACAUCCAAAAAGAACCAACGGCCUUCAACUUCAUCAAAGUUGGAGGACAGACUAAGUCUUCCAUCAACGAUGGCGCCGAGUUCAAAGCUGUGGCCGAUGCCAUGAAAGUGAUCGGUUUCACAGGAGACGAGAUUCAAACUGUUUACAAGAUCCUGGCCACCAUCCUACACCUGGGCAACCUGGCGUUCGGAGUGGACGGCGACGUGACCCUGAUCGAAAACACAAAGCUGGUUUCUGUGAUCAGGGAGCUGCUUUCCACUAAAGAGGAAAAUGUGGAGAAGGCUCUGCUUUACCGCACGGUCGCCACGGGCCGAGACGUCAUCGAGAAGCAGCACACGACUCAGGAGGCCAGCUAUGGGCGAGACGCUCUAGCCAAGGCGAUGUACGAACGACUGUUCUGCUGGAUCGUCGGGCGCAUCAACGACAUCAUCGAGGUGAAAAACUACGACGCCAGAAUCCACGGGAAGAACACGGUCAUCGGCGUUCUGGACAUCUAUGGUUUUGAAAUUUUCCAAAACAACAGCUUUGAGCAGUUUUGCAUCAACUACUGUAAUGAGAAGCUGCAGCAGCUCUUCAUCCAGCUGGUGCUGAAGCAGGAGCAGGAGGAGUAUCAGAGGGAGGGCAUCCCCUGGAAACAUAUUGAUUACUUCAACAAUCAGAUCAUUGUGGACUUGGUGGAACAGCAGCAUAAAGGCAUCUUCUCCGUUCUGGACGAAGCCUGCAUGAACGUGGGCAAAGUCACCGACGAGGUUUUCCUUCAAGGGCUCAACGUCAAGCUGGCAAAGCACCCCCACUUCACCAGCCGCAAGCUCUCGCCAACAGACAAGAGUUUGGAGUUCGACAGAGACUUUCGCAUCAGACACUACGCAGGAGAUGUGAUGUACUCGGUGGUGGGCUUUAUUGAUAAGAACAAGGACACGCUGUUCCAGGACUUUAAGAGGCUCUUGUACAACAGUUCCAACCCGGUACUGAAGGCGAUGUGGCCUGAAGGCAAACUGAGGAUCACGGAGGUCACCAAACGGCCUCUGACGGCAGCGACGCUUUUCAAAAACUCCAUGAUCUCGCUGGUGGAGAACCUCGCCAGCAAGGAGCCGUACUACGUGCGCUGCAUCAAGCCCAAUGACGUAAAGUCCCCUCUGCUGUUCGAGCAGGAGCGCUGCCGCCAUCAGGUGGAGUACCUGGGGCUGCUGGAGAACGUCCGAGUGCGCCGAGCCGGCUUCGCCUACAGACAGACGUACCCUCGCUUCCUGCAAAGAUACAAGAUGAUCUCAGAGUUCACGUGGCCCAACCAUGACCUGCCCUCAGACAAAGAUGCUGUGAAGAAACUCCUGCAGGGCUGCGGGUUCGACCACGACGUGGCCUACGGCAAAACCAAAGUCUUCAUCCGAACUCCUCGGACCCUGUUCAGCUUGGAGGAGCAGCGAGCUGAAAUGGUCCAGAGGAUCGUCCUCUUCCUCCAGAAGGUUUGGCGGGGCACCCUUGCCAGAAUGCGUUACCGGCGGAUGCGUGCCGCCCUCAUCAUCCUGCAGGCGUACAGGCGUUACAAGGUCAAGUCCUACAUCCGCGAGGUCAACCGUCGCUUCAGAAACGUCAAAUCCAUGAAGGAUUACGGCCGACACGUGAAGUGGCCCACGCCUCCCAAAGUCCUGCGCAAGUUCGAGGAAGCGCUGAAGAACAUCCACAGCAGGUGGUGGGCAUGGACACUGAUCAAAAACCUCUCUCCAGAGGAGACUCUGCAGGUCAGGGCCAAAGUAGCCGGCCUGGAGGCCCUGAAGGGCCAAAGGGUCGACUUGGGCUUACAGAGAUCCUGGGAAGGAAACUACAUGAAAGGCGACAGCCCCGACGCAGCUUCAUCCUUCACGCUCGUUUCCAGCGAGCUGCAGCGCAAAGACAAGUUCAUGAGAGUUUUGUUCUCCUGCAACGUGCGAAAGAUCAACCGUUUCCACAAGGCAGAGAACCGAGCCGUGCUCAUCACCGACCGCCACCUGUAUAAAAUGGACCCCCUGAAGCAGUAUAAAGCCAUGAAGAGCAUCCCCCUGUACAACGUGACGGGACUGAGCGUUUCCCCGGGGAAGGACCAGCUGGUUGUGUUCCACACCAAGGACAGCAGGGAUCUGGUGGUGUGCCUGCAGGGCAUGGUACCUGCCAACGAGAGCCGCAUCGGGGAGCUGGUUGGAACUCUGCUCAGCCAUUUCAGAAGCGAGAAGAGGAAGCUGCAGGUGAACGUGGCGAGUCCCAUCCAGUGCAGCCUGAACGGCAGGAAGUGCACGAUCGUCGUCGAGUCCAAGAUCAACCAAUCACAGCCAGACUUCACCAAGAGCCGGGCCGGUUACAUCCUGAACGUUCCUGGAAACUAAAGUGGGCCAAAAACCAGAGCAGCUGAUUUCACACCACGUCUUUUUUGUUUUUUGUUUUUCUGCAGAGCUGCUGUGUUUCUGUCGGAUUGGGGCGAUUAAAUCCUCGUUUUCCUAAUGUAUGCCAAACUCCAGCUCCUCUGCAGACUUCUAGAGGAUGUUCAUUUUAAAGAAGAGGUUAUUAGUUUAACAAAUUUAACAAAGCAUGCCCCAAACA